Messenger RNA from Fusarium tjaetaba, 864 nucleotides. Its product is annotated as pyroglutamyl peptidase type I. The record is from RefSeq and is a predicted model, not a curated record. The coding region runs from base 1 to 864 and encodes 287 amino acids. Gene Ontology annotation, molecular function: pyroglutamyl-peptidase activity. Gene Ontology annotation, cellular component: cytosol. The transcript has 4 exons. Lineage: Eukaryota; Fungi; Ascomycota; Sordariomycetes; Hypocreales; Nectriaceae. Gene Ontology annotation, biological process: proteolysis.
AUGGGUUCGCAGAUUGGAGACCCUGAUGAGAUUACUGUGCUUGUCACAGGUUUUGGUCCGUUCAGAGAACAGUAUCCCAUUAACCCCUCAUGGGAAAUCGCCAACAGCUUGCCUUUGCAUCUUCCUCCGCUACGAGCCAAGGAACCUGACUCGAGGCAUGCGGCUGUUGUUCUGCCAAAGGUACGCAUCGUGGUGCACCCUGAGCCUAUCCGUGUCAAUUACCGGGUCGUGAGAGGCCUUGUGCCGUCUUUCCAUGACACGCCACAGAAGUUUGACAUUGUCAUCCACAUUGGAAUGGCUGGUCCUCGACCAUUCUACUCCAUUGAGAGGAGAGGUCACCGUGACGGGUACAAGCAUCCGGAUGUCGAUGGCGAAUACAUAGACAGAGAAGAAGAGAGAGAAAGGCAUGACUGGCCGUGGCGAGGCCUUCCAGAGGAGAUUGAGACGGAGCUGAGCCUCGAUGAAAUACUCCCUUUGUGGCAGGAGCACAGUUCGGAGGCGGAUCUGCGCAUAUCGGAAGACGCAGGCCACUUUAUGUGCGACUUUAUCUACUACUCAAGUCUGUCUGAGCUGUGGAAACUGCAGAGACCCAGAAAGGCCCUGUUUCUUCAUGUCCCAGCCGAUGCUUCGCCUACGAGUAUUACAAAGGGGAGGGAACUGACAUUAAACCUCAUUCGAUCAGUUGUUGAGAGUGAAAUGAUUGUAAAGAACAAGCUUCUGGCGAAGAAGACCUCCUGGUGGGGUUGCGGCAGUCAUAUCCAGUCCGUUAUCGACAACGUCCCUGAGGCUGAGCGCUGUGAGUGCGAGCCCAAGGUCGAGGUCGGCGGUGCUUCGUACCCGCCUAUGGCCGCGUCUCCCAACUGA